CGCUUCCGGAGGCGGUGUCCGGCUGGGCCGGCGCACGUGCGCGGUGGGGGCGGGACUUCCUGAGCCCGCGGGACUCUGGGAAGGGGCGCGGGCUAGGACCCGGCCAGGGCACCUGGGCUCCCGCUUGCCGGGAAUGUUGUGGGGACACUGGCUUGGUUUGGAAUCCUCCAUUAAACCCACUGUGCCUGCCGCACGGCCUGGCUGUAGCGACGAAUGCCCAAGGCCCAGCCCCGCGCCCAGGGGGCGGAGAGAGGUAGACGCAGCUAUCGUCGGGGAGAAGUGCUGCCUGGAAACCCUGUGCUCGCUCAGCCAGCCAGCAGCCCCGUUCCCCCUGCCGUCUGUUUCCUGAUCUUUUAGGAAGGCGCUGGGGCACUCUGUAUUUAUACUGCAGUCUUUCUGGCCUCCAGUGCCUCAUCUGUAAAACGGGACCUUUGUGUUGCAGCCAUAAUUAGAGAAUGCUGUCUUGUUACACUGUCACUGAAGAGCCAAACCUUAGAUGCAGAAACAGAUGUGCUAUGCGCAGUCCUUUACAGCAAUCACAACAGAAUGGGCCGCCACAAGCCCCACUUAGCCCUCAAACAGGUUGAACAAUGUUUAAAACGUUUGAAAAACAUGGAUUUGGAGGGUUCAAUUCAACAUCUGUCUGAGUUGUUUUCUUCCAAUGAAAACCAGCCUGUAACUACCAAAGCAUGUGUCAUUCCCAGCCAACCGGUGGUUGAGCUGGUGCUCAUGAAGAUUUUGGGAGCCUGCAAGUUGUUACUUCGCUUCUUGGACUGUUGCUGCAAGACAUUUCUCUUGACUGUGAAACACCUUGGCUUACAAGAAUUCAUUAUUUUAAACCUUGUGAUGGUUGGGCUGGUGAGCAGGUUAUGGGUUCUCUAUAAAGGUGUUUUGAAAAGGCUGACUUCUUUAUAUGAGCCAUUGUUCAGAUUGCUUCAAGAGGUCUCUAGGAUUCAACCACUGCCUUACUUCAAAGAUUUUACUUUUCCCUCUGAUAUUGCUGAAUUUUUAGGACAGCCCUAUUUUGAGGUUUUUAAGAAAAAAGUGCCUACAGCUUUUGCAGCUAAAGGAGUAACUAAAUUGUUAAAUAAACUGUUUUUAACAAAAGAGCAAUCACCAAGGUCUAGCAAAGAAACUGUACUCAGAAUUUCCAAAAAAGCUAAACAAAUGAGGAUCAAUACACAGAAUAAUGUGGAUCUUGGACAGCCAGUACAGAAUAAGAGAAUCUUCAAAGAAAAGUCAUCAGAAUUUGAUGUGAGAGCUUUCUGCAAACAGCUGAAACACAAAGCUAUUCAGGAGACCAAAUUUAAAUGUUCUCAGUCCAAAGUAAAGGGAACCAAACGUUCUUCUCAGAAAGCAACAGGAACUCCCUGUGCCAAAAGUUUUGUGCAAAGAUUUCGAGAGGCUGAGAGUUUCACUCAACUUUCUGAAGAAAUUCAAACAGCAAUUUUGUGGUGCAGGAGCAAAAAACUCAAGGCUCAGGCCUCCUUUCUGGGUAACAAACUUCUUAAAAGUAACCGGCUUAAACAUGUGGAAGCUCAAGGCUAUAGUUUGCCGAAGAAACUAGAAUGCAUAAAAACAUCUAUUUGCAACUGCCUUCUUCGUGGCUCAGGAAUCAAAACCUCAAAGCAUCAUGUGAGCCGAAGAAGAUCUCAGAAUAGAUUUUUACUGGAACAGAGGAAACUACAGAGAAAGUUGCAGUUGACUCUUUCAGAGGCAAUUCAGCCAUCCCCUCAAGGGACUCAGAAUGCUACAGAUAGUAGUAAAUGGAGACUCUCGCACUGUACAGUUCAUAGAACUGAUCUCUACCCUAACAGUAAUCACUUCUUGAGUAGCAGAGUUUCAAAUCCUGUCAUACAAACUAAAGAGAAACAAAUUCAUGAAAACCUUACAGGAAGCAAGGAAAAUGAAACUGAUUCAUGGACAGUGAUGCAAAUGAACAAACAUAAUACAUCAGGAACCAUUAAGGAGACAGAUGACAUUGAUGAUAUUUUUGCUCAAAUGGGAGUUUAGAUGCUCAUUUGUGAGACAUUUAAGUGCUUAACAAACUGGUCCAGUGUCCUGCUGUUUUACAUGGAACUGCUGAAAAAAAAUCUGGAAAGAGUUGGAAGUACCACUUGGACUCAGAUGAGCUACCUUAGUGUAACAUUGUACGGCAGUUCAUUUCAGUUCAAUAAACAUUUAUAGUAGCUCUGUGUCAUUUAACUGACAAGUAUUUGAAUAUUAAAUAGUCAGAUUUUGAGUUUGACUUUGUACCAGGUGUUAAGAUGAAAAAAAUAUACCAUAUCCUGUCCUUGAAAAGCAGAUAUAAUUCCUUGAUUAAAGCUGUAAAACAGCUGUCCCUGAAAAACAGAAUAAUUUUAUGAUUUACCAGGGAAUUAAGAACUGAGUAAUUAGGUUUAUAAAAACCUACUGUGUCUUAGGGUAUCUGGGGAGUCAGGUGGGGUUGGAAGUAUCAAGGAGUGCUUAAAAGGUCACUUUGGUCUUAACUGGCUCCAUUGUAGAUAAGCUCAUCUCCAAAAACCAAUAUUUGUAGCUUCUCCUGGUUGUGCUGUCUUGAUUAUAAAUUAGAAUUGAUCAUCACAAGGAUCUAAAAAGUUUUGCCACUAACUGUAUUCUCAGGGACUGGUCACUACCAUAUUUCACUUCAUUUACCUUAUCUCACAGGAGGGCAUAUUAAAAUGCUUUUGGAGUUCUCCAAAAGCUUUUGGGUUUUUUUCUGGUUUACUUAUUUGGGUGCUAGUGACUGAUUCCAAAUAAACUUUUUUUCCAGAAAGGAUGUAAGGUGACAUGUGGUUAUACAUGAUAUACAAACAGGAUAACAAAGUAGAAGUAGAUAAAGUUAAAUAAAAAAAUACAGCUUAGUUGAUACAAAAUAGACCCAGGAGGCCACACAUUAAAUCUAUUAUUUAAUGCUGAUGCUGUCAUCUGGUAUUUUUAUAUUGUUUGUACCAUUGCUCAGAGGGUAAAUCUUACAUAUUUUCAAAUAUUCUAGUUUACUAGAAUUAGGUCAGUAAGCUUCUAUUUGUUAAGAAGGUUGUAGCCUUAAGUUUUAUGUUAUAUGUAGAUAUAUAGAAAAAUAAAACAGUGCCCCAGUAUAUACCGCACCCUUGUUUUCCUUGGCCAUCCUUAAUCUGUUUCCGUUCCAUUCUUUAUCUGGCCUUGUUCUUUCUGAGAUAAUGACCUGAGCUGAAAUCAAGAGUUGCAUGAUUUUCCCACUUAUCUAUACUGGUGGUUCUGAUACCUUAGGCUGUUUUGAGAAUCACUUGGUGGGUUGUUUAAAAUGCAGAUUACCUUCUGAAGAGACUGAUAAACACAGCCAGGGCAUGGCUUCCUUCUUUCUGAAACCUUGCUAAACAUUCUGAUUUACUUCAAAGUCCUUAAUAAAUAGCCUGGGUGGCUCAGUUGGUUAAGCAUGCAAUUCUUGAUUUCAGCUCAGGUCAUUAUCUCAGGGUUGUGAGAUUGAGCCCCACAGUGGGUUCCGAGCUGAAUGUGGAAACUGCUUAAGGUUCUCUUUUUUUCCCUCUCCCUCUGCGCCCCCUCCCCCCUGCCAAAAAAGAAAAUAAAAACUGUUAGUGUCAUCAUCGUGAAUACCAAUUUUACUGCUCUGGUAGCAUUAAAACACUCAGGUCAUUCAUAAGAGCACUGUGGUGAGACCUCCCAUGCCAAAUCCUCUUGGCCUUAGUUCAGCCACACCUGUAGCAACCAGUUUCCAAUAGGAGUGGACAACUGCACUUUGCCUCCUGUUCCAAAGACCUCUCUCUUCCUGCUCCUUCUGACAAGUUGCAGGAACUGCUUGGCACUUAGGCAUGCACAAGCUGGGAGAAGUGUGGAGCCACCUUCUCCCUACUUCAAAGACAACUCAGAGGCACAUUUCCUAAGGCUCCCCAGAAGGUCCCUCAAGAUCAAGACUAGUACCUAUGUGAUGUCCAACUCCUGCAUCCUUGAUUGACUUUCCUUUCUUCUGUUUCCUUUCUCCAUCACUCCUGUACCCUGGGAUCACUUCCCAAAUAAACGACUGCAUGCAAACUUCUGUUUUGUGCUCUGCUCUGAGAAGAACCACGGCUAAGACAAGCAGUAAAGUACCACUGGCAAGCAAAAUGAUGACUUCUAAGAUUAGUCUAUUGUAACCAUAUAUUUUACUUUGUGAAUACCUACAUAAAGUUUUUUGUUUCUUUUUUAAAACACUGCUGGUUAGCAGUGCAAGACCAAGGCUAUCAACUAUAAAGCUGGAAACAUAAACAUAAUCGAAUUCCCUAAAAAAGCCACAAACUUGUUUUACAGCCUUAAGUUUUUAUCCAGGGCUACUGCUAUAAUUUUUUAGUAUUCAGCCUCACUUUGAAAAGCUAAGCCACUUACAUGAAUAGGUCAGUAGCAUCUUCAUAAAAAUCUUUUCUGUUAACUUUAGGUCAAAGUAAGGCUUUAUCUUUCCAUUCUGAAUCUUAUUGUACAAUUCUAAACUGGUCCAUCAACUUUUUCUGCUUUUUGCAAAUAUCAGUGUUCUCACUUAAAACUAGUUCUUGGUUUUUGUCUUUCACUAGAGAAAAUGUUACCACCUCUAUGACAAGAGGUUUUCUGUGAUAAAUCUGAAUUUUGCUGUAUUCUUGGUUGGUUUCACUUUACAAAUAUAUAGAGUAUACAGAUAUCUUUUACACAUACAAUACUAUUUUAACUUCUAUAAGCUUUGUGAGUUAUAAAUGAAGGGCAGAGAAAUCAAGUAAUUUGCCCAAGACCCAAUAUAAUAAAUAUUAGAACUGGAACUUAAAUUCUGGUCUUCUGAUUCUAAAUCCUGUGUUCACUUGAAGGUGAAUGAUCCCAGUCUGAAAUGACUGAUGUUUCCAGCAUGGACUGACUGAACUUUUAUCAAGAAUAUUUUUUUUUUAUAUUCAAAUAAGGACUCAGAAAAAAAGAUAAAUUAUAGGCAUAGAGAGAAGCAUUUAUCUUCCAUCUACCUAUAAAUGCUUAACAGAAAAGUAGCCCCUUUCUUUACCUAGUCCAUUUUAAUCCUUAAAUAUACAUAAUAGACAUUGUCUUUAAAAGACAAAA
This is a messenger RNA of Zalophus californianus (California sea lion), 5046 nucleotides long. RefSeq names its product nucleolus and neural progenitor protein (gene RMP64). Bases 547 to 2013 code for a protein of 488 amino acids. The record is from RefSeq and is a predicted model, not a curated record. Gene Ontology annotation, cellular component: nucleus. The transcript is spliced from 9 exons. Gene Ontology annotation, biological process: positive regulation of Notch signaling pathway. Lineage: Eukaryota; Metazoa; Chordata; Mammalia; Carnivora; Otariidae.